AAUAACCACAUAACCUGAUAACCAGACAGAUGUGAAUCCCCACAGUGUAAUAAUGUUUGCUUAUUUUAUUAGAUUUCCAUACCAUUAAUCAUUGUAAGCAAUCUCUCGAAAUUUUGCACGACGUAAUUGACAAAUUAAUGGAGGACGAACAGCGCAAUGAUCUAUCUAAUUCGCGCAGCGCCACGAAUAAUUAUGAAAAUGCUUACCGUCAGCGAACUUUGUACGCUUUAAUGAAGUGCCUGGAGGUGCUCUAUGAUAAUCUUUCAUUUGAAGAUCGAUUAACUACAGAGUCUUAUUCGUGGCUGCUUAACUUCUGCAAGCGCUAUGAGGUGAAGUCUAAAAAUUUGAGCUUAGUGCACAAGCUUCUAUUCACACAGCGCCAAAAAACACAUUCUGGCGCAUUCUUCAACACGAUAUCAUUACAAUUGUGCGGCAUUUGGGGUGCCGUGACUGACGAAUUGUACGAGAGUGAGUGCCCACCUGCAUUCACCCUGAAGUCCUUAACGAUGGAAAGUGCUGAGUCAUAUUUCACGUAUCUAUGCCAGGCUUUGCGCAAGCAAUUAGAUGACGCAGACUAUUUUAUUCAAAAAGCAAACAACUUAAACUUCAGAUAUCGUCUUAUAACCGAAGACGAGCGAGAUAUGUGCCUUAGUCAGCUGCGUUCUAUGGAGCGUUCUAUUUGUUCGCAGCUAGUUCAUAUCUCAAAUGCCUUGAUAAACUUGGCGAACGCUUGCAUUCCUUUGGGUACACUCAUGGACCAACUUUUGAAACUUCUUGUACAACACUACAUGUGUCUAAAAAAUCUGACUAAACACUUUUUGGGAUGCGUUGGAACAUCACAAGUUUGCAUGAAAUCCACAAGGUUCGAAUUUCUCUUGCGUGCCGUUGGAAAAUCGCUUCCUACAAACAUUUAUGCGCUCGUCUCUUACAUCGAAGCGAAUGUAAUAGAUAAAGAACAGCCACAGGGUAAACACUCAAAUCCCAAAGCGGAGAGUUCCAAAAUUUUACGAGAAACAAAACUAAUUCCUAAAGUGGUACUACAUCUAGAGACUUUCAAUCGUUUUGUAAUAGUUUUAUCAAAAAAAACUAAUAGCCGCAUAGCAAAUUUUCUGCAUCAAGGAACUGUACAUGAUUUCCGUUUUCAUUCUCAUGCAUUAAAAACGGCUAUAGAACGUACAUUUUCUCAUAGUAGUGAAAUUUCUGUAGAUAGCAGUGUUGAAAGCAUGAAACCAGAAACUAUUGAAGACGACUUUUUGAAGCGCAUAGAAACUAAUACGCUGCCUAAUGAAAAUGAUAAAAAGCGCAAAAAACGCGAUCUCAAUAUUCCCUGUCGCAAUGAAAAAGAAGUUAGUGAGAUCGAAAACUGCGAUAGUAAUGUUAACGAGAGGGAGGACAGAGAUGAAUGUGAUGGAACAUCCUCUAGUACCAGCCCCAUAUCGAUGUCAAAAUCAAAUUCAAAACCGUCUAAGAAAACGCAAAAACCGUCGAAACGCAAGCUACGUAGUUGUGAUAAUGACAGUUAUGUCAACUAUAGUGAUGAUAAUGGAGUCACGAAGCAGCCUUUAAAUAUUGCUGAGUCUAAUCGCCGAGUUCGAAAAGUGAUUGGCUGUCAAAGAUUGAAUGAAAAUGAAGCUGAGAGUGAGGCAUGCUCAUCUCCGACACCAGAGAGCGUAGAACUCUUGGAGCAUGAAAGCAACCAGGAAUCAGCCUCACAGUUGUUUAAAAAUUUAGCGAAAAUCAAUAAGAAAGCAAAAAAACGCACACUUCAGGAAACUGAUGAUAAUGAGGGAGUAAAUGUAGUAAACACAAGGCCCUCAAAAAAACGGCGUGGACGCUAGUCGAUAAUAUACAACUACGUACAUAUAUAUUUUUUUCAUGUAAUUGAUUCCAUUGGACAGUUGCUCAAACUUUGAGCUUUUACUAAACUUAUUGAUUGCGUUUCGAUAUUUAGUAAAUAAAAAUGAUUUCCCAAUAUUUA
Rhagoletis pomonella (apple maggot) is the source of this 1978-nucleotide messenger RNA. RefSeq lists its product as uncharacterized. Gene Ontology annotation, biological process: DNA repair. The transcript is spliced from 3 exons. The record is from RefSeq and is a predicted model, not a curated record. Lineage: Eukaryota; Metazoa; Arthropoda; Insecta; Diptera; Tephritidae. The coding region runs from base 138 to 1838 and encodes 566 amino acids. Gene Ontology annotation, molecular function: DNA polymerase binding.